AUGCUCUAAUUCAUCAUCUCCAUCAUCUUCUACUUCACCACUUUACCAGAAGUUUCACAUAAGAUGUUAAAGAAAGAAAGAAAGAAAGAAAGAAAGAAAGAAAGAAAGAAAGAAAGACAGACAGACAGACAGAGAGAAGAAAGAAAGAAGAAAAACUCAAUAUUCUGUUUUGUUUGUUCACCUCUUCUCACCAUUAAUAAAACUGGCCUACAUUAGAAGCUUUGAGGAACUAGAUUUCAGUGACGUGCCCAGAGGUAGAGAUGAGUCUUUUGGGGGAUGUGGUCUUGCAAAGGACUUACGUAUGUGGUUCCUAUCAAAGCCCUGUAGCUCUGGCGCGAAGCAUAUCACACUGAAAGGGGAGACCAGUGUUUGAUCAAGGGACUCGCCUUUUUUCCUUUCACAAAAAUAUAUUUCACUUUUUGUUGCUAAAAAGAAGACAAACUUUUUAUUUUCCUUUUACAACAGAAGAUAUUUUUCCAACACAAGAUAAAAUAUCAGCACCAGCAAAGCCUCUGGCAGUGGAAAACAGAUUAGAUUAGAUAGUGUGAAAUACAUAAUACAAAGAUGAAUGCAGUGGAAGAGUGGGUUGUGCGGAACAGGGACAAGAUCGAGAAAGGUGUGGAGAUCAUGGGGCAAGCCUCCGAGGUGCUUGCUGCGACUGUGGGCCAGCUUCACCCCGUCCUGGAGGCUGUGUUCAUGGCUUCAGCCGAGAUACUCAGCAACCCGGAGAGUAAGGAGGCUCGCUACCUGACUCAGCAGUUUGAACUGGUCAACCAGCAACUGGAGGGGAUCCAGGAUGAGAUAGAUAAAAUCGCCCUGGAGCUGCAGAGAACCUCGCUGAACAAGCAGAACUUUGAUCGAGAGGCGCAGAUGAUCAGCCAGUAUGAAAAGUUCCAGGACUUUGUCAACGCCAAGCCAAAGUUCAAGGAGAAGAAGAUGGAAAAGUUCAUCAGCCAUUAUGAGAACACGGAUGGCGACUUGAACUUGGACGCCCUCUACAACGCCGUCACCGGGGAGAACAUCUCAGGAGACUCGAUGCUUGAGACGGUCGUCACCACAGAGAAGAGAAACAGAAGGGCAGUUGAGGAUUUCUGCGCCCGGCUGAAGAAGCUUUUCGUGGUUGGCAUUAUCGCCGUCAUGGGCCACUCCGCCCUCAAGGAAGGCGUGGUGGGGGAGGAGAUGGUGAAGAAGUGGCAGGACCGGAUGGAGGACGUGGAGAAACGGAUGAAAGCGGCUGUGGAUGACUGCACAGAAAACUUCGUGGACCAAGCCAAGCAGGACAUGGAGCACCUGCUUCAGGAGAAUCCCGGCACCGUUGACCAAGAGUUCACCAAAACCCUUCUGGAUUCACUCACUAAGAAAUUCGACUGGGUGAACUGGUCCAUCAGGGCCUUCAAUGAUAGGGAGCGCAAUUUCUUUUUCAACUGGCUGGCAGGCAAGAAGUGCCAUGGAAGCGGGGGAGCCAACUGGUUUGACAUUUUAACCAAGAACAAGAUCAAAGUGGUGGUUUCUUUCAGCGUCAACCCCAAGCCCAUCAACAAGAGUCAGAUUCAGGAGCAGGUUGAGGGUCAGAAGAUGAAGUCGGACAUGAUGGCAGUGGCUCUGGCUCUUAACAAGAGCUUCCCCAACUGCCUGGUCCACGCUAUCAGCCAUUACAAGGAGGUGGUGGAGACCAACAACUUCCAUGAGGAUUGUUAUUACUAUGCAAAACACAAAAAAGCCUUCCUGUGUAUCCACUCUGAGUAGGCUCAGAAAAAAAAAGUGCAGCCAGAAGACGUGAGCUGCACGUGAAUCCAUGAAUGUCUUUACCAGAGACCUGGAAAUGUUUCCAUUAAAUAUAGAAAUGUAUUCAUAAAUAUUGUCUGUGUCGAUGCAUAAUCUGUAAAGGGUCUGGUAUGUGAUUCAUUGUCUUGCUCAUAAUGGUUUUUAUUCUUUGACGUAUAUUCAUCUGUUGAUGAUACAGCAGCUUCAGGGUGUUUUUUAUCAGAGCUGUACGUCUCCAUGCCAGCUUCGACUUAGUGUUAUAGAAACUUAUAAUGAUUCUGUCCUCAUUGGAUAUUACUAGGGUUGGGCGAUAUGGCGAUAUUAGUCCACUAGCUGUCAAAGACUUAACCAUACAAAGGCUCUCUAACCCUUUAAUCCCAAUGAUCCCUGUAACAUCUCAUAUCAUUGUGGGUAAUGCUGUAAAUCAAUAAGCGAGACUGUUGACUGGUGUUAUUGACUGACUUUUUUGUUUUUUUCUCUCUUUUUGCUUUAUUUGACGCAGCACUCAGAUGUAUUUAUUUUUUGAUUCACAAGUUAUUAUUGGACUUUAAAAUCGAUCAAGAAUGUAAGUGGACUUUGAGUUGGGAUAAUUUUGUCUACGGUUUCUGACUUUUGAUCAAACAUCACCUGUCAAACUGAACAUUUAAAAGAAUCGUUUGACAUUUUAGGAAAAAACACUUGUUUGUUUUUUUAGCCACAAGUUGGGGCCACUUUCAUGUCUGUCUUUUUUUUUUUAAUGCCAUGAUGUAAAACUUUAAGUUCUUUCUUGCCGGAGAACAAUAAAUUGCUGGAUCUUAACUCAACCUCCUGUUAAACUGCAACAAACAUUUUUUUAGUAUGGAUUUAUUAAACAAGAUAUAAUGUGUUAAUUUGUGAUUUCCCCCCCUCUUUUUUCAGACUUCAUGCUUGGCUAAGCUAACAGUCUCCUGGCUGUAGCCUCAUGUUCAGAAUAUAGACAGUAUAUAUACAGUAGUAUCAUAUAUAGACUAAAUAAGUGAACCUUGACCUUGGAUUAUUUUGUCAUUUAGUUCCAGUUUUCCAAUGGAUUUGCAAUCUACACAACAUAUGUACCACAAAAGAAAUAAAUGGCAUACACUAUAGUAGCGGAUUUUAUCGAUAUCGCCCAGUCCUAUGAAUAAAUGUGUAUAAAAUAAAAUCAAUUAAAAUAUUUUUGCUGCUUUUGGUGCAAUAUAGCCUAUAGCUGCAGGGCAAACUUCAAAAAAAUCUUUAUUCAACAAUCACUUCAUUACGACAUUUAUGUAUAUUUUACUUUAAUUUGUAAUAAAAAAAAAAAUCUGAA
Plectropomus leopardus (leopard coralgrouper) is the source of this 3064-nucleotide messenger RNA. It is a transcript of the gene rpz5, whose product is annotated as rapunzel 5. Lineage: Eukaryota; Metazoa; Chordata; Actinopteri; Perciformes; Serranidae. The record is from RefSeq and is a predicted model, not a curated record.